AUGCUCUCAUCUAUCCUCGCCUCGGUUGCUCUGUUCGCUGGCGUGGCGGUGGCACAGACUGAGUACGGUCAGUGCGGAGGUCAAGGAUGGAGUGGCGAAACGACAUGUCCCUCCGGCUGGACCUGCACAUACAGCAACGAAUACUACUCCCAAUGCUUGCCAGGGGCCAGCACCGGCACCCCUACUUCUGCUCCAGGAGGUGGUAGCGCAACCGCCACUUCCACUACCAGUGCUGCGAGUGGUACCACGACUCUCCAGUCAGGUUAUUCCUUCAUCCGUGCCGUCGAAGACCCCAACUUCCACAAGUACCUUCGCUCCGAAGCCGCCAACACUCCCACCACCGCCGUCCUCGGCGACCCCGACACCGCAGGGCAAUUUAUCAUCACCGACGGUCAGCUGAUCUACAACGCGAACGGGACGACACCCUUGUAUGCUGUCGUUGAGGGGAGGGCGAACGAUACGGUCACGAAGUUGGGAAUGAGUUGGUCGACAGAUCCGGCGAGCGGAGACAAUGCGGGGACGUUCCAGUGGAGUGGGGACACGCUUGAGUGGAGUAUCCCAACUAUCGACAGGCCUCAACUGAACGCCUGGCUCGUCUGCCCCGACGCGGAUGACAACCUGCUCCUGUACAUCAACCUCGGCAACUACGACUAUAUGACCCCUCCAGGAUGCGCCGACGAGACUAUUCACGCUUAUACUGGAGCCACGGCGACACCUUGA
Messenger RNA from Stereum hirsutum FP-91666 SS1, 720 nucleotides. Its product is annotated as carbohydrate-binding module family 1 protein. Gene Ontology annotation, molecular function: cellulose binding. The transcript has 8 exons. Bases 1 to 720 code for a protein of 239 amino acids. The record is from RefSeq and is a predicted model, not a curated record. NCBI's taxonomy places the organism in Eukaryota, Fungi, Basidiomycota, Agaricomycetes, Russulales, Stereaceae. Gene Ontology annotation, cellular component: extracellular region. Gene Ontology annotation, biological process: carbohydrate metabolic process.